AUGGAUCAAACAUCCCAUACAAACUCCACGGAGAACUCCCUGGACAAUUUACUACGAGAAUCGUCGCUGCGGAAAAAUGGCGCCAAUGUGAUCAAGUUCCAUUCUCAGGAUGACUCUACGUCGACGUCGAUGGUUUCUGGAACCACCGCUGCCCAGGCCAAGGGUGACUCUCUGGAAGGUGAACACCCUACGAAGCUUGUCAUUCUUUUGACGUUGGCUUCAUCCAUUUCGGGUUUCAUGUUUGGUUACGACACUGGUUACAUUUCUGCUGCUUUGGUCAAUGUGGGUACAGACUUGUCCAACAAGAUCUUGUCAUCAAGUGAAAAAGAACUCAUCACUUCUGCCACCUCGUUGGGUGCCUUGAUUGGUGCUAUUUUCGGCGGUGUCGGUGCCAACUUGGUUGGUAGAAAACGCGUGCUCAUGGGCUCCAAUGUUAUUUUCGUCGUCGGCACCAUCAUCCAGCUUGUUGCCAAACAUGUGUGGACAAUGAUUUCCGGAAGAUUCGUUUUGGGUCUCGGUGUCGGUAUUGCAUCCCUUAUAGCCCCACUCAUGUUGAGUGAGUUGGCUCCUUCAAAGUAUAGAGGACGUCUUAUCGUCACCAAUUGUAUUUUUAUCACAGGCGGUCAGUUGAUCGCUUAUUUCAUCAACUGGGGCUUGACAAACAUGGACGGUGGCUGGAGAGUGUCUGUGGGCUUGUGUAUGGUCCCUGCUGUCAUUCAACUGGGUUUGUUCUUGUUCUUACCUGACACCCCUAGAUACUACGUUAUCAAUGGCAACAUUGAGAGAGCCAGGCAGGUGUUGCUGAAGACUCAUAGUGACUCCUCUGAGGACCACAUUGAUGCUCUUUUGGAUGACAUGAUUCAGUCCAAUUCGACCGUUCCAGGUGGCCCAGUUUCUCAGAUCUGGAACUCCAUCAAGCUUAUUCACUCUAGACCAGCCAACUUCCGUGCUCUCGUUUUGGCUUGUGGCUUGCAAGGUAUUCAACAGUUUACUGGUUUCAACUCGUUGAUGUACUUCAGUGCUACGAUUUUCGAGACCAUCGGUUUCGAGAACGCCACUGCCGUGUCGAUCAUUGUUGCUGCCACAAACUUCGUCUUCACCCUUGUUGCAUUGUGUAUUAUCGACUUUGUCGGACGUCGUCGUAUCUUGCUUUUCGCUAUUCCAGGUAUGUGCGCAGCACUUGUUAUUUGUGCCAUUGCUUUCCACUUCUUGGGCGUCAAGUUCGGUGAUGGAGCAGAAGUUGUCGUUGAGACUACAGGUAUCACAGGCUGGGGCAUUGUCGUCAUCAUGGGUAUGGUGUUCUACGUUGCGUCAUAUGCCAUUGGUAUUGGUAACAGUGCAUGGACCGGUGUUGAGCUUUUCUCGGAUGUCAAUGUGAGAUCCGUUGGAGGUAUGUACGCUGCAGCUACCAAUUGGGCUGGUUCCUUGGUGAUUGCAUCUACGUUUUUGACUAUGCUUGAAAACAUCACACCACCAGGAACCUUCGCAUUCUUUGCUGCAUUGUGUUUCGUUUCCUUCCUUUUCAUUUACUUCUUGCUUCCGGAAGUUGCCGGCUUGAAGUUGGAGGAGACCACCAAGCUUCUAGAAGGAGGAUUCAAUGUGAAGGCAGCAAGAAAUUUGUCAAAGGAGAGAAAGAAGCUUGCAAAGCAUGUCCAAGACCUGGAUAGCAUAGAGGUCUGA
This is a messenger RNA of Candidozyma haemuli, 1680 nucleotides long. It is a transcript of the gene ITR1, whose product is annotated as myo-inositol transporter. Gene Ontology annotation, molecular function: myo-inositol:proton symporter activity. NCBI's taxonomy places the organism in Eukaryota, Fungi, Ascomycota, Pichiomycetes, Serinales, Metschnikowiaceae. Gene Ontology annotation, cellular component: membrane. The transcript has a single exon. Gene Ontology annotation, biological process: transmembrane transport. The record is from RefSeq and is a predicted model, not a curated record. The coding region runs from base 1 to 1680 and encodes 559 amino acids.